AUGCCGUCUCGAAAGAGGAAGAACCAGCCCUCGGCGUCGCCUCUACCAGCAGCAAAACGUCGUGGUACAGGACGCCUAUCCCCUCAGUCCGAUGAGAAAGCCGACGAGGGCACGUCAAGUGCUUCUCCCAUUCCCACCUUUCAAGUUACCCCAUGGACAGAUCGAAACAUCCCAGAGAUUGUUCGGUCGUUUCCCCCUUCCACAAAGAGACAGGCAAAGACUCAACUGGCGUACCACUUGCCACCCAUACAUAAGCUGGAAGACAUCUUCAAGAGUAUCACCCGCCAGGCAGUGGAUCUGGGGUUCGGAAAAGUCUUGCAUCAUCUGGAGUCAAGACGUCUGCGUGUUGUGACUGUGUGCUCUGGCACAGAAAGUCCAUUACUUGCUCUAGAGAUGGUCCGAGAUCAUCUCAAGGCUUCUUUUGGACUCUCUUUUGAGUUUCACCAUCUCUUCAGCGCCGAAAUCGAACCAUUCAAACAAGCGUACAUCGAAAGAAAUUUCCAUCCCAAGUAUAUCUUUCGCGAUGUGACGGAUCUGAAUAACAGAGUAGCGUAUACCGCAUAUGGCUCUCUUGCGAAGAUCCCUAAGCAGCCUGAUAUCUUGAUCGCUGGAUUUUCUUGCGUUGACUUUUCCAAUCUGAAUAAUAAGAGGAAGAAAGAGCUUGAUGAGAGCGGGCAGUCCGGAAACACCUUUCUGGGGGUGUACCGCUAUGUGCAGACCUACCGGCCUCCACUGGUCGUCUUGGAGAACGUCAAAGGCGCACCGUGGGCAAGUAUCGCCGAGCACUUUGGCCGAAUCGACUAUCUGGCUAUCCACGCGGACGUUGACACGAAGGCCUUCUACCUGCCCCAGACCCGCGAGAGAGGAUACAUGUUCUGUGUGGACACAAAGCGCCUGAAGGAACAUGGAAUCCCAGAGUCCGAGAUGACAGGAUGGUCCAAGAUCCUCGAGUCUUUCAAAAGGCCCGCCAGCUCGCCCGUGGGCAUGUUCAUUCUCGAUAACGAUGACCAGAGACUUGAGCAGAUCGAAAACGAAAUGGCCGGCCGCGCUCUGUUCUCCACCCGGAAGGCUGCAAAUUGGACCAAAUACCAACUUCGUCAUCAGAGUUAUCGUGCGCAGGAGGCGCUUGGCUACAGACGUCCCAUGAGCCGGUGGCAGGACAAUGGCACCUGUCUGUUGCCCGACUUUGCUUGGAAAUCAUGGGCCCAGACCAUGCCGGAACGCGUGUGGGAUACCUUGGAUGUGAACUUUUUACGCAAGCUCCAAUCCGGAUAUGAUAUGAACUUCAAAGAACGUCACAUUGAACUGUCACAGGGCCUGGAUCGGGAAAUGGACACCCGGGCCUCUGGUAUUGUAGGUUGUAUUACCCCUACGGGAAUCCCCUACAUAACCACAAGAGGGGGACCGCUCUGCGGACUUGAAGCGCUCUCCCUGCAGGGCCUUCCGCUCGACAGAUUGCUUCUUUCAAAGGAAAGCCAGCGCGAACUACAAGAUCUAGCUGGGAACGCGAUGAGCUCGACUGUUGUCGGGUCCGCAACGCUGGCAGCUCUCAUCAUUGGACAUAGGAUCUUGGAAAAAGGAAAGCCGCAGUUGGGAAUGAAGAAUAGUCGCGCCUCGAAGCAGUUGGCGCUUCUGCAGAACCAUUUCGAGAUGACUGAUUUCCCCCUGCAACCUGACAAGGUGGACCACUUUGGCCUCGAGACACUCCAAGCAGAGGCCGCCAAAAGCGCAAGGCGCUGCACCUGCGAGCGCCAGUCGACCAUUCGCCAUGGAGCCAUCGUCCAGUGCAGACUAUGUGGCCACACUGCCUGCGUGAGCUGCUGCGGUAACCCAACCCACUCGUUUGAACGUCUGCCCUUAUUACCGCGGAGUGAGCCGUUGACUUUUGUCAAGAGCUUGAAAGAGAUGCUGCCUAUGCGUCUCGUGCUGUUGGAUAUCUUUCCCAGUGAUUUUGCGCUGUUUCAGAGGUAUACAACUUCUCACAUCAGUUCUGGCAGUUGGACCAAAUUCUUGGAGGCCAUUUCUAGAGCAGUCGGUGACGAGCUCCGGUUUUCACACGUCAAAAGAAGCGAGUCUUGGAUAGCAGUAUACAAAGGAAGGUUCUCUGUUCUCCAGUUUGUGAUCAGCACCGAACGAGCAGAAUGGCUCUUUUUCGCAACGCCUUCCGAAUCCGAACCCGCCGCCUCUCUGAUGCGUGAGAUAUUGUCCAAACCUAUCGCAAGAAUGUCGCCCACAGGCUCAUUACUCCACGGUCACUGGGAAAUAUGUGGUCCGAUCAGCUUCAAAACAGGCGUGGCGAUAACCGGGUGUGGGACUCAAGUGGCCUCGGUCGAAUCCAAAUGUGGUCUUCAGAAAGAACACCAUGCAGAAUCCAAGGUUUGGAGUCAUCUGAGUAUUGAAGGUGUCGACCAGCAGCUGGACGAGCUUGAGGUCGAUAUCCGAGGCACGUAUGAGCUGCUCCCGGACUGUGGUACAGCCCAGUCCUGUUUGCAUAAGAGAGUGGCGGCCAUUGAAGAAACAAAGACAGCAGCAGCAGCAGCAGCAGCAGCAACAUCCUCAUCGCCAUCACCUGAUAUUUAUUUCUUUUUGGACCCAACCAAGCUUGGUGAACCUGGAAAUGAUUCCUUUGUGUUUUCCCUUGACCACGAACGCAUUUCUGGAUACGAAUCUAGACCAGUCAUUGCCGAACUGUCUCACGAAUGGCGCUCUUCAAGCUUGACGGAUGGUCAGACACGAAAGAUCAAUGUGUAUUAUCGCAAAUGGGUCAAGUGUCCGCAGGCUGUCCUGAAACCAGACGACCUCUGCUCUCAACUACGUUGCUGUAGUCUCAAACCACAAAAACCAAUCAUCGUCGGCGAUAUGCCUUGCCGUGACUCUAACAUCACACUCCUCUCAUUUUCUGCUCCUGCUGCGAUGUUUCAGCACUUAUGGGAAGAAGGGAAUUGGCAAGUCACUAAUCUUUUGGACUCUUUGACCUUGCUGCGCGAUCUUUCUUGGUUGGUACAGAAGGCGGCAGCAUUGCCUGGAUUCCAAGAUUGGCAACAAGUCACUCUCUCGACUGAGAUUGGAAGUUCUGAUACCUGCACGAUAUGUGUACCUCAAACGCCCCGAAUCUGGUGGGUGAGAGACAAGAAGAACCGUCUGAAGGCACAUGAAGAUCCUCGUGAUGCGGCCGUUUAUGAGCGACAGAUGAAAUCAAGACCUCCUGCCUUCUUGGUAUUCCGUCGUGUUGGAGAAGAUGGAAUUGGAAUGUUGAACAUGACACUCAAUGUGCAGACACUGCUGCAUCAGGCUUACGGCCAUCUGGUCAAACCGACUGACCAUAGCAGCGCUUGUUUUUUCUGGCGGCUCGUUACCAAUGCUCCAGACCUGAGAAAUUUCGUUUUCCCUCCAUUGGAACUUUCCAACAAUCAGAAGAAUGGCACAUCGAACCAGCCUCAAGGCUUCAAGAAACAUCGGUUGCGCCCAGAACAGCUGCGUUCAUUGGAGUGGAUGAUCAAGCAAGAAAUAGAGGACAUCGCGCCGUUUCAAGAGGAAGAGACAGAAGAAGCGCUUUUCCCUCUCAUGCUGUGGCGUGCUGAAGCAAAAGUCAUUACACAGAAAAUUGUUCGCGGAGGCGUACUUGCCGACGACGUUGGAUACGGAAAGACGGCUUUGAUCCUAGCAUUGAUUGACUCCCAAGACAAGAAGAAUGGGAUAAUAUCUUCACAGCGGCCAAUGGACGACGGCCUUAUUCCGACAAAAGCCACUCUAAUUGUGGUUCCUCCGACGAUUAUCGAGCAAUGGAACUCGGAAAUCAUAAAGUUCUUGGGUACCAAAUACAAGGUUCUGGUUCUGAAAACCGUGCACAAGGUUGGCCAGACUCGAAUUCAUGAUAUCCUUGAGGCAGAUAUUAUCUUGGCCAGCUGGCAGUUGUUCACCAGCAGUACCUAUUAUGAGAAGAUGGAGCUGUUCACCGGAGUGCCGAAUGCCCCGAGGAAGGAAGGCCGCAACUUCGACCAUUGGUUUAAUGAUUCUCUCAGAUCCCUGAGAACCCGAGUCAGGACACUGGUCAGCGGCGGCCCCGAUACCCUGAUCCAGUCCAUCAACCUGAAAGCCCAACCGGCUGAAGAGGGUCAAACAUAUGAUGACCAGUAUCGGAAGGACAGGGAAGAGGAAGCAUCAGCUGAAGCGAUGGACAUUGAUGAAAAUUCAGACUCUGACUCUAGCGACGAAGAUGACGACCAGAGGAUCAGGGCCAGUGUCGAUCGGUAUCUCUUGAUUCGUCGAGCUGGGACAGCCUCGCGAGUAAAAGAUAAUGCUGGCCCCAGGGGUGGCAUCGGGUUCACCAAUGAGAAGAAAUCUGAAGACUAUAACGAAACACAGUCUGAGAAGAGAUUGAUCGAGCUGUUUUCUAGCCAGUUCGGUAUCGAGGAUGGGAGCGGCCUCCCUUGGAGUGCCGUCAAGACGCCGCUCUUCCAUAUGUUCUCCUACAGCCGUGUGGUUCUCGAUGAAUUCACCUAUGUCGAUUCACAGCAGCUCCUCCCAAUCUGGUCACUCGAGGCACGGUGUAGAUGGGUUCUAUCUGGCACGCCACCAUUGAACAACUUUGCUGAUGUGAAGACCAUCGCGCCCUUCCUGGGUGUUCAUUUGGGAAUCGAUAACGACGAAGCUGGUUGUGCGCAGAACAGCCGGACCAGAAGCCUUCAUAACGACCGUUCUGAUGCGGAGCGAUUCCAGUCCUUCCACAUCCCUCGAAGCGAGGCAUGGCACCGCCAUCGACAUGAAGUCGCGCAAACCUUCCUCAACCGCUUUGCUCGCAAGAAUGUGGCCGAUAUUGACGAAAUUCCUUGCAUCGAGCACUUCGCCCUAGUGCCAACCUCAUCGGCGGAGAAGGCCGUCUACCUCGACUUGUAUCAGGCGUUAAUGGCAAGAAACCUUCAGAUCCGACGGGGACACAUUGGAAUCUUCAGCAACAGCCAAUCCAAGCGGCUGGACAGAAUCAUCUGCAACAGCGAAAGUGCAGAGGAAGUACUGUUGAAACGUUGCUCGUCCUUUGCGUACCAAGAAGGCAAGGAUGCCGGUAAACUGGAAGGGUGCAGCUGCGAGUCUAUCAUCUUUGCACGGACGGCACACCUUGAAGAAAUCAAGGAAGACCUGAAAGAAAAGCUCAAGGCUGCAGCAUGGCUGUACCGGGAAUGCGGGCAGACACACGCACAUUUCGAUAAAUUGUGGCGGAGCGUAAGCAAAAAUGACUUUGAAGACGAAGAGGCCACAGCAGAGAUCUCCCCACUGUUUGAUGACGCGGUUGAGAACACACUCGCAGAUGACUGGAUGAUGUUUCUCCGGGAGCUGGAUGAGGAAGGGGAGAAAGUGAUGAAGGCCAAGCCGACGAAAAAGGCGACAAGGGGAGGUGAAGACGACAAAGAGGAAGAGGAACCUCAGGUGAGUCUGCCAGUGAGGCCCAAGGACGCGGACGGGCUUUCUCGCAUGCUUCGCGAAAUGACCACGAACCUUCGCACCCUCGUCGUCGAAUGGAUCCAGGGAACCCGAACGCUACGCCUCCUCUCCGGAAUCCUCAGCCUUCAGACCAGUGUGGUCCUUCCUUACUGCGCCAGCUGCGGAGCACAGCCAAUGUCUUUCGAAGAAUUGAACAUUCUCGGCUCCUGUGGCCACAUCCUGUGUGCAGUCUGCACAGAACAGACGACUCAAAACGAAGAGUGUCAGUAUCCCGGCUGCCGCGGCUCGGGACGGUACUUCAACGUCUUCAGGGCAUCGACGCUGGGCCGGCAAGAUACGGAUCGAACCCACGUUUAUGGCGGCAGCAAGCUGGACGCGCUGGUCGAGCUUCUCCGCGAUAUGCAGCGGAUUCCAUCCGACGAACGAGCCAUUGUUUUCGUCCAGUUUCCGGCAAUCCUGAGUAUGGUUUCGACGGCCCUCGAGCUGGCGGGGAUCAAGUACACGGCGAUCUCGUCGACAGGGUCUAAGAGUAAAGAUCCAGCGAAACAGCUGAAAGAAUUUCAGACGACAAGCAAAGUGUUGGUUUUGAACGUGGGGACCGAGUCGUCUGCGGGCCUAAAUCUCCAGAUCGCCAACCAUGUAAUCUUCUUUUCCCCCUUGCUCGUCAAAACAGCGUACGACUACGAGUCCGUGAUGACCCAGGCCAUCGGCCGCGUCCGUCGCUAUGGCCAGACUCGUACAGUCCACGUCUGGCACCUGCUGGCGAGCAUGACGAUCGACGUGAACAUCUUGCAGGACCGGCGGGGAAAGCUCCUGGUCAAGCUCGACGGCCAGGUGUGCUUGGUGGAUGAAGAGGAGGCGCGAGAACGCAGCUGCGAGACCUUUGCAAGUCCAGAGCUCGUUCUGGAUAACUCCCUCUGA
This is a messenger RNA of Penicilliopsis zonata CBS 506.65, 6360 nucleotides long. RefSeq lists its product as hypothetical. Bases 1 to 6360 code for a protein of 2119 amino acids. NCBI's taxonomy places the organism in Eukaryota, Fungi, Ascomycota, Eurotiomycetes, Eurotiales, Aspergillaceae. Gene Ontology annotation, molecular function: methyltransferase activity; ATP-dependent chromatin remodeler activity; ATP binding. The transcript is spliced from 8 exons. The record is from RefSeq and is a predicted model, not a curated record.